AUGACUUCGGGAUGCGCAGGCCGAUUUGUCGCCGUUGGAUCAUUACGUCAGCAGCGACAUCCCCAUCCUUAUCGUUAUCACAACUGCCUCUCGCGACCAUUUGGAGCUCCGGAGGAUGCGAGCCACCUAGUCGGGAUGCCCGCCUACUUCUACCAUCUUAGAUUGCAGCUCUCAAACUCUGGCUCCAGCUCAUCCUCCACUUUACAAACCGCCUGGGAGGCCCUUCAACCCUUCCAAAGUCGGCCUGCAAGCUCAACCGCAUCACCGACCGAACACACCCCACCAACCCCAGAAUACGCGCUCGCACAUCACCAAAAGCUCUCCACCCGACAAACCCACACUCCACCUCGAACCCGCUCCAUUGCCGGACCCGAGAUCUGCACCGGUGAAGCCACACUCGCGCAAGACAAGCGCUUCGGCGCCAUCACCAUUGAGUCCAUUAACAUGGUUCCCCAAACCCAUGAAUCGGCGAAACGCUCAAAGCGGCCCGCCGCUGAGCCCGAGAACUUGGUAGCUGCAGGAAUCGGCACUGAAAUUCUUGGUGGGCUGCACACACGAGGUCGCUACAUUCCUCUCGAAGGCGAAGUCGCAGAUAGCGUCUGGGGAAUUGUCCACCUAUAUCGCGACAUACAGGAGACGCCAUAUCUGAAUGACGAGGAAUAUCCCACACAUCUAAAAGGCUCUGCUGCUGCGGCACGGCAUCCUGCUGAACGGAGUCUACCAACGAGCAGCAAGGACCUUUCGUCAUACCCGUUUCCCGCGCAAACCCCGGAUGAGGAUUGCAGGACGCUCUGUAUUCUCGCUGUGCCUUCUUAUCUGUCCCCACCAGACUUUCUGGGCUUCAUGGGUGAGAAGACUAUGGAUGAUGUUAGUCAUUUCCGGAUGAUUAGAACUGCUCGUGCGAAUCGGUAUAUGGUUCUCAUGAAGUUCCGGAGUGGGAAGCAGGCAAGGGAUUGGCAGAAGGAGUGGAACGGAAAGGUGUUCAAUAGCAUGGAACCGGAGACUUGUCACGUUGUAUUUGUGAAAACGGUAGAGAUACAGGUGGUUUCUGGUGAUCCUGCUUUUUCACCUGCUGAACAUGCCCAUUUGCCUUCACCAAAUCUUUCUACGCCAACUGGGCAGGCGACUUUAACGGGAAAACCUCUUGCUCCGCCUACACCUGCACUGGUUGAGCUACCCACGUGCCCUGUUUGUCUUGAGCGGAUGGAUGAGACUACGGGUUUACUGACGAUCAUCUGUCAGCACGUCUUUCACUGUACGUGUCUUCAAAAAUGGAAGGGAAGUGGCUGUCCUGUGUGCCGGUACACGCAGGAUGACAUCCGCAAAAGCAACGCAGGCGUCAAGCUUGAAGAAGAGGCACAGGAAUGCCAUGUUUGUCACGCUGAAGAGAACCUCUGGGCUUGUUUGAUCUGUGGGACAAUCGGCUGUGGCCGCUAUGACGGUGCGCAUGCCUUUGAGCACUGGAAGGAUACAGCCCAUGCCUUCUCUAUGGACCUCACAUCCCAACGUGUCUGGGACUACGUGGGUGAUGCCUACGUCCAUCGUAUCAUCCAAAGCAAAACAGACGGCAAGCUCGUUGAACUGCCAGCGGCCGACCACAGCGCUCUCGACCCAGACUGGGGCGAUGCAGUCCCUCGUGAAAAGCUGGAGAACAUGAGUGUUGAAUACACACAUCUUCUCACUAGCCAACUGGAAAGCCAGCGUGCUUAUUUUGAAGAAGUUGUAGAGCGUGCAGUGGAUAAGGCAUCGAAAGCCACUGCCGCUGCCGCGAUUGCUGAAGAGAGUGCAUCCAGUGCGGCUGGCCGUCUGGAGGAAUUGCAAUCAAAGUACGAUAUGAUGACUAUUGAGACAUUCCCUUCACUUGAGCAUGAUCGUGCCAGGGCGGAAAAACGUGCCGAGAAGUUCGAGGCUCUGACUCGUUCAUUCGAGAAAAAGUACCAAGAGGAACGCUCCAUGAAUCAAAAUAUGAUGCUAAGACUGGAUUUACUUGAUAAAGAGGUCCAGGGGCUUAAAAGCUCGAAUGCCGACCUCGCAGAACAGAAUCGUGAUCUCACCUUCUUCAUCAGUGGUUCGCAGCGACUACAGGGACAGGGAGAAGAAGUUGAGCAGGGAACACUCAGUGUCCCUGACCCCCCGAAAAAGAACAAAAAGAAGGGAAAGAAGUGA
Penicillium brevicompactum is the source of this 2166-nucleotide messenger RNA. Its product is annotated as putative RING and UBP finger domain protein. The record is from RefSeq and is a predicted model, not a curated record. The transcript has a single exon. Gene Ontology annotation, biological process: protein ubiquitination; Ras protein signal transduction. The coding region runs from base 1 to 2166 and encodes 721 amino acids. Gene Ontology annotation, molecular function: zinc ion binding; ubiquitin protein ligase activity. NCBI's taxonomy places the organism in Eukaryota, Fungi, Ascomycota, Eurotiomycetes, Eurotiales, Aspergillaceae. Gene Ontology annotation, cellular component: cytoplasm.